Molecule: messenger RNA, 2219 nt
Organism: Salarias fasciatus (jewelled blenny)
Lineage: Eukaryota; Metazoa; Chordata; Actinopteri; Blenniiformes; Blenniidae
Gene: slc9a5
Product: solute carrier family 9 member A5
Exons: 13
Biological process (GO): sodium ion import across plasma membrane; proton transmembrane transport; regulation of intracellular pH
Cellular component (GO): plasma membrane
Molecular function (GO): potassium:proton antiporter activity; sodium:proton antiporter activity
Source: RefSeq, a predicted model, not a curated record
AUUCCUCCUCUGACCUCUGACCUCUUCCUCCAGGUUCUAUAUAAAGUCUACAUCUCCUUCGUGGAGGUCGGAGUUGAAAACGUCCAGAUGGCAGAUUACUUCAAAGGAGUCGCCUCCUUCCUCAUCGUCAGUCUUGGGGGGACCCUGGUGGGUCUGGUCUUCGCCGUCCUCCUGAGCUUCAUCACUCGCUUCACCAAGCGGGUCCGGAUCAUCGAGCCGCUCUUCGUCUUCCUGCUGGUCUACCUGGCCUACCUGACGGCCGAGCUCUUCUCGCUGUCCGCCAUCCUGUCGAUGACCUUCUGCGGCAUCGGGGCCAACAAGUACGUGGAGGCCAACAUCUCCCAGAAGUCCCGGACCGCCGUCAAGUACACGAUGAAGACUCUGGCCAGCAUCGCCGAGACCGUCAUCUUCAUCUUCCUCGGCAUCUCCGCCGUCGACAAGACCAAGUGGGCCUGGGACUCCGGCCUGGUGGCCUGCACCCUGGUCUUCAUCCUGGUCUUCAGGGCCGUGGGUGUGGUGGGCCAGACGUGGGUCCUGAACCGGUUCCGGCUGGUCCCCCUGGACCGGAUCGACCAGGUGGUGAUGUCAUACGGCGGCCUGCGGGGGGCGGUGGCGUUCGCCCUGGUGGUUCUCCUGGAUCCAGAACGGGUCAAAGCCAAAGACUACUUCGUGGCUACGACCAUCGUGGUGGUCUUCUUCACCGUCAUGUUCCAGGGUCUGACCAUCAAGCCUCUGGUCAAGUGGCUCAAAGUUCCUCGAUCCACCAACAGGAAGCUCAGCAUCAACGAGGAGAUCCACGAGAGGGCCUUUGACCACAUCCUGGCAGCAGUGGAGGACAUAGCAGGACUGCAGGGCUACCACCACUGGAGGGACAAGUGGGAGCAGUUCGAUAAGAACUACCUCAGCAGGCUGCUGCUCAGGAAGUCGGUCUACAGGAAGAGCGAGCUGUGGGAGGCGUACCAGAGGAUCAACAUCCGGGACGCCAUCAGCCUGAUCGACCAGGGGGGGAAUAUCCUGACCUCAGCCAGACUGUCUUUGCCUUCGAUGGCCAGCAGGACGUCCUUCCCUGAAGUCACCAACGUCUCCAACUACCUACGGGAGAACGGCAGCGGUGUGUGUUUGGACCUCCAGGCGAUUGACAACGUUCCCGGGUCCAAAGUGGAGGAAGAGACAGAGACGCACCACGUCCUCACCGGGAACCUGUACAAGCCCCGCAGACGGUAUCAGUCCCACUACAGCAGACACUUCAUGCCUCUGGGGGAGCAGGAGCGUCAGGACCGGGAGGUCUUCCAGAGGAACAUGAGGAGCCGCUUGGAGAACUUCAAGUCCUCCAGACACAAACGGCACCGGAAGGACCGCAGCCUGAAGAAGCGUCGUGGUUCCGAUGUCAAAGAAAUGGACGGUGGAGACAAACCGAGACGGAACGUCAGCUGGCAGGACAAAGAUCCAGUCCAGGUUCCUGGUGAUUCAGAUGAGGAGAAACCUUCGGAGUGUGAGAAGGAUGAAGAUGUUGGAAUCACCUUUGUUGCUCGUAAAGUCGACACAGUGAAGCAGCGUCCUCACUCAGUCCCUGCAGCCCUGGAGGGGGGACAGCCCCCCCCUGCUCCUCCUCCUCCUCCGGUGUCCUCCUCCCCCUCCUCCCCCUCGGAGGCGGCCGGCCUCCUCCCGUGGAAAGGAGGCCUGGGUUCUCCUCCUCCCUGCGUCUCCCUGGAGGCCACUAAAGUGAUCCCUGUGGACCUGCAGGAGGCCUGGAACCAGAGCAUCUCCUCCCUGGAGAGCGUGUCCUCCCCCCACGCCCCCCCGGAGCCCCUCCACCCCAGGAUCAGCGCCCUCUGCAGGGCCGGAGGGCCCCGCCCCGCCUCCUACACCCCGCCCGGCACCUCCUCCCUGAGGGAGCGGGAGGAGGAGGAGAGGGAGGAGGCUCUGCAGGAGGUGCAGCCUCUUAUGCGGCCCCUCCCCCCCCCCCCGCCCCCCCCUCCAGGCUCCGCCCCCGGCCCCGGCAGGAGGAGGAACCCCUGUGUGUACCUCCGGAGUCUGGUGACGACGCCCCCUGCUGAGACCAGCGAGCCACACAGCCGAGGCCCCACCCAGCUGUGAGCCGACCAAUCAGAGAGCAGGAGCCCCUCCGCCAAUCAGAGAGCAGGAGCCCCUCCACCAAUCAGAGAGCAGGAGCCCCUCCACCAAUCAGAGAGCAGGAGCCCCUCCACCAAUCAGAGAGC